AUCCUUCAAACCGCUUCACCUGGGUGGUACGCCGCCGUUCCUUCCAUCCUUCAUAGGCAUAUGAACCUCGCCGUCACGUGACCCCCGCCUCCAGACCUAGUGGCAUCCCGUACACGUAGGCUCGGACAAACGUUUCCCUCCGAACCAAAGCUUCCAAAAAAACAUAAAAUACACAAACAACCUUGUAUGUAGCGCUCGAGGGACACAUUACAACUGCAAGUGAAAGGAACGGAGGUGUGUGUGUGGUGGUGUCGUCUUCUCCCAGAAGCCAAAUAUAAUGAAAAAAGCUAUUUCCUUGAGAGAGGAAGAUUCAAUAACAAGACUCCCCUGUUUCCCUAUUCUAUUCUUGUUGCUUCCCUUCAAAGCCACUGUCUCUCUUUCUACAAUCUUUUGAUGCUGAUAGUUUCACCAUUAAAGCUUUCACGACAUUUCCCACGAGAAAUCACUUCGCUUCGCUUCUCUCACGGAAAAGCACUCUUCUCUUCUCUAUACCUUACUUUUUUCUUCUCUAUAUAACCCUUCUCUUCACUCAACUUCUAAUUACUAUAUGCUAAUGGCAGACCACAAGUUUGGAGUUUUAGUUUCUUGCAUUUUCUUGGUUUUCUCUCUUCUUCAAUGUAAAUUCUGUGCCCUUGCAAUGUUGGACCCUAUUGAUUUCUUGGCUCUGCAAUCCAUUAGAAAGGGAUUAGAUGAUAUGCCGGGCUCCAACUUCUUCGCUUCCUGGGACUUUACUUCCGAUCCUUGUAACUUUGCCGGUGUUUACUGUGAUGUUGACAAGGUCAUCUCUCUUAACCUCGGUGAUCCAAGGGCUGGUUCUCCAGGUCUCAUCGGUCACCUCGACCCCGCUAUUGGUAAGCUCUCUGCUUUGGUUGAGUUCUCUGUUGUACCAGGCCGGAUUAUUGGUUUACUGCCGCCAUCUAUUUCGCAAUUGAAAGACCUCCGUUUCCUCGCCAUCAGCAGAAACUUCCUCUCCGGUGGGAUUCCGUCAACUAUAGGCCAGCUGCGCAAUCUCAGAACUCUUGAUCUCAGCUACAAUCAGCUUAGCGGAGAGAUUCCUCACUCAAUCGGUACCAUACCGGAAUUAUCGAAUGUCAUUCUCUGCCACAACCGCCUCUCCGGAUGGGUCCCUCCAUUUCUAUCGCAGUCACUGACUCGGCUCGAUUUGAAACACAACGAGCUCUCCGGUUCGCUUUCCCCAUAUUCUCUCCCUUCCUCGCUUCGUUACCUCUCUCUUUCAUGGAAUCGGCUCAGCGGACCCGUGGACCGGUUACUGUACCGGCUAUACCAGCUAAACUACCUGGACCUAAGCAUGAACCAGUUUAGUGGUAUCAUUCCGAGCCGAGUCUUCACAUUUCCAAUAACCAACCUCCAAUUGCAGAGAAAUCUAUUCACCGGUCCGGUUCAACCGCUCCAUCAGGUGACAAUAGAGACCGUUGAUCUUAGCUACAACAGAUUAUGGGGUCGAAUAUCGCCCAUGCUCUCAACCGUACAAAAUCUGUACCUGAACAAUAACCGGUUUACCGGUAAAGUGCCAGGGAGUUUCGUGGACAGUUUAAUGGCGGCGAGUAUAAGAAUAUUGUACUUGCAGCACAAUUAUCUAACGGGGAUUGAGAUUAAUCCGGCGGUUGAUAUUCCAUUAAGCAGCUCGUUGUGUUUGCAGUAUAAUUGUAUGGUCCCGCCCGUACAGACGUCGUGCCCGUUGAAGGCAGGGAAACAGAAGACUAGACCAACAGCAGAGUGCAGCGAGUGGAAUGGGUAAAGUUGCAAUUAUGGAAAAUAUGAAGGGUACAAAGAUAUUCAUAUUCAAAUAUUUUUUUUAAAAUGCAAUCUUAAUUUUGGUAAAUGAUGAAAAUAAGGGAGAUCAUAUUUUGAUGAGAAAAUUUUAUUAAUUUUUGGUAAUGUCAAUACUAAUUGAAGGUUUCUUAUUUACC
This is a messenger RNA of Manihot esculenta (cassava), 1931 nucleotides long. RefSeq names its product LRR receptor-like serine/threonine-protein kinase ER1. Lineage: Eukaryota; Viridiplantae; Streptophyta; Magnoliopsida; Malpighiales; Euphorbiaceae. The record is from RefSeq and is a predicted model, not a curated record. The coding region runs from base 548 to 1759 and encodes 403 amino acids. The transcript has a single exon. Gene Ontology annotation, molecular function: protein binding.